Molecule: messenger RNA, 5394 nt
Organism: Acytostelium subglobosum LB1
Lineage: Eukaryota; Evosea; Eumycetozoa; Acytosteliales; Acytosteliaceae
Exons: 7
Coding region: 1-5394 (1797 amino acids)
Molecular function (GO): protein binding
Source: RefSeq, a predicted model, not a curated record
AUGGGACAACAAGUAUCAAAGGAUGCAAUCAAGGAGGAGAUUGAAGGAACAUUGAGCUUUGCAAUCUUAUCACAACAUCAUGAGAAUCAGAACACAACAAACAAUAAUAACAAUACUGCUACUUGUUGUUGUCAGAAAGGAUUGAUACAGAGAUAUUAUUACUACUUGUCAAAGAAGAAGGAUAAUGGAUAUAUUGACGAGUUUAUCAAACCAUUGGACAAGUCAGUAUUGCUCAGACAUUAUAUCAAUGAGGAGUAUGAGGAGCAAUUACGUCAGAGGGAAGCCCUACAUGCACCACAGGCAAAACAACAGGCUGCUGCUGCCGCUGCCAUUGUAGGCAAGAAGUUGGAUACAAAGAAGGAUAUCAUUGAUAACAAAGACGACAACAAUGACAACAAUGAAGACACAACAAACAAAGACAAAGUCAAACGAAGCAUCCUGUAUGAUGCAUUUACAAUCGAGUCUGCUCAGUUUGAUGGCGAAGAGAUCUUCCUUCAUAUCAUCCAGAAGCAGCAUCCACAGACCUUUGAGCCAACAUUAUAUGAACGAGUACUUGUGCCACAAUCAGUUCAACUACAGUUCAAACUGCAACCAAACGAAUCCCUCUCGAGCUGGGAGUACUUUGAUGAACUGAACUCCACUCCCAUCUUUUACCAAAUCAAUCCAUUGUACAAUAUGAUCAACUCUGACAACUACACCGUCCAGGAGAAGGGCCUAACCAGGAUGUCCGUAUCAAGUCGCGAUCAGUCCAUCAAGGAAUACUUGAGCAGCAUCAUUCAAUCAUUCUCAACAUAUAUUACACCAUUGCCCAACUCGAUACACUUCCAUGACUCAUCGAUACCUCCCUCGAUUGAUUAUAGUGCUCCAAACUUGUUGCGUAUACAUCCGAAUAUAUUACCGAUACUGGAGGUGCUGGAGAGCGACAAGAACUUCAUCAUAACGCACAAGAAGUACCCAUUCUCGCUGGACUGUCUACUGCGGUACAGCAGUCAGUUCCUGGUCAAGAACUCCAAGAUCACGGCGUUUAUCCUCUACCAGCUCAUUCAGGUGAUCAGCUUCCUGCACGAGAAGGAGAUCAUUCACGGCGACCUGUCGCCGGCCAGCGUGUUCCUCGACGAGCACAUGUGGCUCGGCCUGCAUGGCUUCACAUUCCCUCGCGCGCCAAAGUACUACGUGGUUCCACCCAACAGCGACCCGCUCGACAGCACCGUCAACCUCUGGGUAAACGGCCAGAUAUCCAACUUCAACUACUUGUUGCUGCUCAAUCAUCUGGCGCACCGCAGGCCCGGCGACCACAUCAACCAUCCAGUGCUGCCCUGGGUCAUCGACUUUGCCCGCCAUCCCUUCCAGGCGGCGGGCGGCUGGCGCGACCUUACCAAGACAAAAUACCGUCUGAACAAGGGCGAUGAGCAGCUCGACUUCCAAUUCAACAACGCACCUGGCGGUAUCAAUCGCCCGCACCACAUCUCGGACAUCUUGUCCGAGCUGACCUACUACAGCUACAUGGCUCGACGCACGCCCGUGCCACUGCUGCGUCGCUUCGUGCGCACCAACUACGAACCCAACGAAUACCCGUCGUCUAUGGAGCGACUCUACCGAUGGACACCAGACGAGUGCAUCCCCGAGUUCUUCACGGACCCUACCAUCUUCAAAUCGAUACACGAUGACAUGCCCGACUUGGCCAUCCCCGAGUGGGCCUCGUCGCCCGCUGACUUUAUUUCGAUUCACAUGGCGGCUCUCGAGUCGGAGCAGGUGUCCAAGUACCUGCAUCAUUGGAUCGACCUGACCUUUGGCUACCUGCUCAGUGGCGAGGCGGCCAUCAAGGCAAAGAAUCUUGCACUGGUCGACACAUCAGUUCCUCGCACAUCUGGCAUCGUUCAACUGUUCACCAAGCCACACCCACACAAGAAGAUCGCCUCGACUUCGUUCGUGAGUGCUGAGCCCAUCAUCAAGUUCAACGAAGUGUCGGCUUUGUCACAGUCCACUGGUGAGUCCUCGUCCUCCAACAUCCUGCCCAGCGCACAAACAAUCCUCAACUCGAUCACCCAAUCAGUGGCACCAAUCUCACUGGGCAGCAACAGCAUCAGUGGUGGAGGCAAUGCAUUCCAGCCAAUCUCAUCGGCACCAUCCUCUGGCUCGUCUGCAUCACUCAAUCAGCAGUCAACUCAGUCUCUGUCCGCAUCGACAGGCAUCAUCUCCAAGACAGGCACUCUACGCUCCAAGAAGGAGGACAGCGCCAAGACUCUGGCCAAAUUCCUUCCAUCACUAUUCAACAACAGCAACAACAACAGCAACAACAACAACUCGAAUGAUAACAGCUCGACAAGUGACACACCCACGUCAACAAAGAGUUUGGUUCACUCCAAGUCUGAGGAGGGCAUUGGAAGAAGGUACAGUGGGCAUAAGAACCAGGGAACGCCUGUGAAGGAGUUUGGAAGUCACUCUGACAACGCCAUCAAUCUGCCCACCAGCCCCACAUCUCCAACUCAGUCGCAAGGCGGGUUCAUGUCACCUCAACUCGAUGGCAGGAUGUCGCCACAGACAGUUAGCAUGUCAUCGUUCAGCGCCGACCUUCCAAUCACACACAUUAUCGAGCCACUGCCAGCCGACCUGGACUUUGACCUCUACGACUACGAGCGUCUGUCCAACCCGGGCAUGUACGAGAGCACUGGCAUGCCGAGCUCAAGUGUCAACGCACCAAACACUGGCGACUUCUUCCUGCAGGACCUGUUCACUUGCGAGAGCACACUCUCCUUCAUUCAAUCAUUCCAAAGUCUUGCGCCCAUCUACCGACCAAUGGAGUAUGAUCGGUCGCAGCAACAGCAACAGCCUGGCAGCAUUCUCUCGUACCUUGGCCGGCCCAAACCUACAGCGCUCGAGACCAUGAAAGCCAACGACAUGUAUGCCAUUGGCUGCAUCAUUGCUGAGCUAUACCAAGGCGCACCACUAUUCAACAAUGACAGCAUUGUCAAUCACUUCACCACAUCAACACCGACAGCAUCGUCCUCUGGCACCAAGCCAUCAUCGAAGCAACAGAGUGGCGGCAGCAAACCCACUCACAGCCAGUCGCUCACAUUCAAUCUACCGACACCAAUCCGUGAGCUGGUCGACAGUCUUGUGCAUCCAAACCCUGAGGAGCGACUCAAGCCCAAGCAGGUCCUUGCCUCGCCCAUCUUCCCCUCGUACUUUAAGCAGAUGUAUCACUUCCUCUGCCACUACCACUCGCUUCACACCUACGAGGAGAAGCUCACAUUCACCCUGGCCAACAUUGGCAUUGUGACCUCUCUUCCAAAUGAAGCCAUGGAUCUUAUCCUCCCAUUCAUCCUGGAGCUGUUCUAUCAACCCACUACCAAGGUCAGUGCGCUGGUCGACCUGCUGGACCCGCUCUCCCAGCGUCUAGGACCACUCUCAACACAAACCUACCUGCUGCCAUGUGUGAUCAAUCUCUACCAACUGCACGACGAUCAUCUGUUGCAGUGCCAUCUGAUCCAGAUACCUCUGAUUGACAUGAUCAUCUCUAGGUUUGGACGCGACAUCUACAUCCAUCACAUCCUACCCUUCUUCCUCGACAGCGUCAAGACCAACCCACGCGACAAUCCCAACCAUGAGAUGAUCACCACCGCACUCAUAUAUAUCUCCAAGGUGCUGGGCAUCCCACUGACCAUCCGUCACAUCAUGUACCCUCUACUCAUCGCUCUGACCAAGCCAUACCUACAGCACAUCACCGAGCCACUCAUUGCCAUUGCCUCAAGCCUAGGCGAGUCGAUCAUUGUCAAGUUCUACUUCCCCGCCAUCUUCAUACUGAUCAAGCAUUCAUCCAAGUCACCUCGAUCAGAGUCCAUCCCCUGCACACUACUCGGUCUAUUACAAGAGUUAAUUCUACUUGUCAAGCCUGGUCUAGUACUGCGAUCACUCCUGAAGGACUCCAAUCAACUUGCCAGUCUGUUGCUCAAUCCCCCCAACCCCUCAGUGCUCAUCCCUCUCUCCGAGACCAUACUCCGUGUGGCCAAAAGGAUAGGAGUCAACAACACAAAGCUAUAUAUAUUGAAGUAUCUUCAACAGUUUUACUAUUCAUACUCUGAUAUUUAUACUUUCAAGGACAAUGGAUUGGUGGCCAACGAUUCCAACAAACAGCUACGUGCUAUAUACUCACCAGAGAUGACAUAUCACCUCUAUUUCAAGAUGUCACGAGUGAUUGGUAUCGAUAUAUUGCGAUCUGAGAUCUCAGACAAUGCACUGAUCGAGCAUAUUAUGAUGUUGUACAUCAAGGAAAACAACAUCAAGGUGGAGCCAAUGACAACUUCAAACAUACCACCCUACGUGUCGGACGAAGGACUGUUUGACGAUGUCGAGCCAACGCUCAAUGAGAAGAUCAGCUUGACCUACGUCCUGGACGACUAUCAAGACUACGAUGGUUUGAUCACUGAGCAGGCAUUCAACAUGGAAGGCAAUGUGGUCGCCUUCUACAAAGAGCAUUCGGCCGCCGUCAAAUCAAUCGCAAUUGCUCCAUCUGAGACUAUCUUUGCCACUGGCAGCAAGGACAACCUUGUCAAGAUAUGGUCCCCAGACACUACCAAGUCAAGAUGUACCUACAACCAACAUCUUCACACCGUUCACACUGUUCACUUUGUAUCAUCAUUGGUUGCCUCUUGUGACUCAACCUCCAUUCACAUUUGGGAUGCUGAAAGCAAGGUAAAGGUUAAUGUAUUUGUUGAACCAACUGGCAGCUUCAGUUGCUUUGAGCCGAUCACCAACAAGUACCUGGUUGCCUCAUCGUCAGAGUCCACACUCAGCUUCUUGGAUCUCAACUUGGGCGUUGAGACACAUUCGUGGGUACUUCCAUAUCAAGGUGGAAGCUCUAUUCGAUGCAUUACAACUUCGAACGAUCACUUCAUUCCAUCAGAUUCCAAUUCAUUGCUGUCUAAUCCUCCCAACACAUUCCCCAGUUGGAUUGCUGCCGGCUCAUCGUCAGGCAUCAUCACCGUCCUGGACACUCGAACUGGAUCAAUCCUCGACUCUUGGAAGACUGAAGGUCCAAUCAUCAAGCUUAUUGGACAGAACUCGAGGUACUUGGUGUCGAGCUCAGAGAAAUCAGUUAUCCAAUGGGACCUGCAGACAUCACCACCAACAAUUGUCAAGAUGUGGAAGGGCUUCAAGGACUCGAUCAACUCAUUGGCUCUUUGGCAGGAUGACCUGAUCGCUUCGUCUGGUACCAAACUCUCCAGUAUGUCAUUGGUAGACGAUCUCUCUGGUAGCUAUGGAUCAACGUUCAGGGCCGAGGGUAUCAAACUGAACACAACCAAGCAGUCCAACAUCCUGUCCACUGGAUUCCUACCUCUGCAUCACAUCCUGUUGGCUGGCACUGAGGACGGACAUCUCAAGAUGGUCAAAUAA